AUGCCAAACCCCCCUCACCAGAAGAACAACCCCGAGAUUACCGCUCUGCCGGCCUCGUCCCCAAUCGAAGAGAUAGUCAAUGUCAUUCGCCGUGAUGGAGGUAUCAUCAUCAAGAAUUUCAUCACGCCCGAGGAAGCCGAUCAGAUUCAGAAAGAGGCCGAUCCUCACUACCAGAAGGUUGGUAAAUAUGAGGGAACACUGUUUCCACCUACUGAUCCACCACUGAGCGGGUUUGCUGGAAAGUCUCCCACAUUUGCCCACAAAGGCAUCAAUCAUCCCGUUUACCGUGAGGCAGCAAAGCUACUGCUCAAGGAAGAGUCGUACCCUUUCCGCGAUGGCAAGCGGUACAAGUGUGUUUCCAACCCUGUUUUGGCAGUCUCGGAGGCUUUCUCCCGUGAACGGUCCAAGGCCCAACCACUCCACCGUGACGACAUGGCUCAGCAUUUCGAUCACGUCGAGGGUAGCGGAGAGAGCUCUUUACUCGGCCUCCUUGUCGCUGGAACUAAAUGCACCUUUGAGAACGGAGCUACGCAGAUAAUUGUUGGCUCUCACCUCUGGCCAGAGGCUGCUAUCUCCGGCCCAGCGGACCGAUUUCUGUGCUCAACUGCCGAGAUGGAAAAGGGCGAUGCAGUUAUGAUCAUUGGGAGUGUUUGGCACGGCGCUGGAGCCAAUAUCACCGACGAGCGACGCAAUAUCUUCUCUUCGCACAUGGUUCGUGGCUCGUACCGGGCCGACGAGAACCAGUAUCUGGCUAUACCUUAUGAAGUUAUCAAGGACUAUGAUCCAGAGGUGCAGUCCUUGCUGGGCUACUCAGUUAGUCACCCCACCUGCGGUCAUGUAGAUAUGAAGGAUCCCAUUGUCCCUCUCGGCAGCAAGGAGGAUCCAUUCGGGUAUGGCAGUAUCGAGGGACAGGUAGUUGCUUAG
Molecule: messenger RNA, 924 nt
Organism: Fusarium subglutinans
Lineage: Eukaryota; Fungi; Ascomycota; Sordariomycetes; Hypocreales; Nectriaceae
Product: phytanoyl dioxygenase
Exons: 4
Coding region: 1-924 (307 amino acids)
Source: RefSeq, a predicted model, not a curated record